Messenger RNA from Nylanderia fulva, 1815 nucleotides. The record is from RefSeq and is a predicted model, not a curated record. NCBI's taxonomy places the organism in Eukaryota, Metazoa, Arthropoda, Insecta, Hymenoptera, Formicidae.
UUUGGAGGAAACGAAACGUUCCGUUAUAUACAAAAGCACAUAACGGAUAUUCAUAUAGAUGGAAUAAAUAAAGCAAAAGAAAUCUGCAAUUGGCUACAAAAACAUUUUGGCAAAAAUAUUGUGGAUGCAAAAUCAUGCUGCUGCAAUCAUUGCAAUAAUGACAUUCCCAAUAAACCAGCAUUUUUAAUGAUUCAUUUGGAACAAGUGCAUGAUGAGAUUAAAAUACCUGAGGAGAUCAGACCAACAAAAUUAUGGAAGUGUAUUGCAAAUAACAACGAAUGGAUGUGGAAAUUUGUCACAAAAUAUUUAUUAACAAAAAAUGAGGAACAUGCAAAUUGCAAUAUUUGUGAUAAACGUUUAUCUAUUACCGUAGAUUACGCAACUAUAAAUAGCCACAUAUAUAAUAAACAUAAAACAGAUUAUGGAAAACGGAUUCCAUUACAAGUUUUACAAGAAAAGAACUUUUUUUCUAUAGAAAACAAUCAAGCAAAAUGCAAUAAAUGUUCACAUAUUAGUUCUAUUCGUUGUAUUGAUCAGAACAAGGAUCUGGAAAAUCAUUUUUCGAAUGAACAUAAACUUGAUUACGCUCAAAUAAAUGAUUUUGUCAACUGGCUAAAAUUGUAUCAAAAUGUAAUUUAUUUUCAAACAUUAGAAUGCAAUGCUUGCAAGAACAUUUCUAAUGACAAUUAUUUUAGUUUAAUGAAACAUUUUAUUAAAGAACAUCCAAUCAAAUUUCUCUUACAUCUAAUAUCAAAAAAAUUAUUAGAUAAUUUACAAAUUUUAAAAAUAUUUAACGAUGCCAAGGAUAUUGCUAAACCAGGAGGCAGCAAUCAGCAGCCACGUCAGAAUAUUAACCAAAGUUCUUUCAAAAUCACAUCACCAAGGUUAUCAGAUAUUUCAGAGUUUAAAAGUUCUGAUAAUGACAUAGAAAAUGUAGGUACAUCAGCAAUAAGCAGCUAUGAUCAGCCAACUCCGUAUAUUGAUCAAAGCUCUUCCAAUAACACAUCAAAAAGAUUAAUAAAUGAUAAAGAUUUAGAUAUUUCAAAUGCUGAUGAUGAUGCUGAAGAUAAUGCUACAUCAAGCUGUCAGCAGCCAGUUCAGAAUGUUGAUCAAAAUUUAUCCAAAAUUUCACUAACGAGUAGUGCACGACAGAUAAUACAAAGUAGAUAUAUCAUGGACACGUCAAGCUUAGAAGAUAGUAAUUGGUUUCUGAAUUUUUGCACAAUAGAAAAUAAUAUGGCAAUGUGCGAUAUUUGUUCCUGGAAACAUAAUCUUCUUGACGACCAGUUAAAGCUAAUAGAAUCUCACUUGAUACUCAAACAUAAGGAAUCUUAUUGGACUAUUAUCAAUUUAUCAAGAAUCAACUUUAGAUCAUAUGAAUCGACGCAAGUUUAUGCAAUAAAAAAUAAUGACGUUUACUGCAAUUUUUGUGAACAAAUUUAUUUUGGAGGAAACGAAACGUUCCGUUAUAUACAAAAGCACAUAACGGAUAUUCAUAUAGAUGGAAUAAAUAAAGCAAAAGAAAUCUGCAAUUGGCUACAAAAACAUUUUGGCAAAAAUAUUGUGGAUGCAAAAUCAUGCUGCUGCAAUCAUUGCAAUAAUGACAUUCCCAAUAAACCAGCAUUUUUAAUGAUUCAUUUGGAACAAGUGCAUGAUGAGAUUAAAAUACCUGAGGAGAUCAGACCAACAAAAUUAUGGGAGUCUACUGCAAAUCGCAAAGAAUGGAUGUGGAAAUUUGUUACAAAAUACUUAUUAACAAAAGGAGAGAACGUGCAAAUUGCAAUAUUUGUGGUAAACGUUUAUCUAUUACCGUAG